This is a messenger RNA of Entrophospora candida, 1416 nucleotides long. Lineage: Eukaryota; Fungi; Glomeromycota; Glomeromycetes; Entrophosporales; Entrophosporaceae. The record is from the annotation of a GenBank genome assembly.
AUGUCAUUUUCUACUUUUUCAAGACGUGGUUAUAAAAAACCCUCAACCCCUAGAGAAUUCGCAAAAAGUGCAAAGAAACGGAAUUCCGUUUUGUCACUCGGAAGCAUUACUCAUUUACAACAUUUUUAUGCGAAAAGAAAUAUAAUAAUUAAACCAAAAUUACCAAAAAACAUUGAAGAAGCCAGAAUAAAGAAAUUUUCAAUAGAUGCAAAUAUAAACAUGCCUGACCUGUUACAAGUCACUGAAGAAUUUGAUGACGAUUUUCCUCCCACUCCUAUUCCCCCAAUACCACAACCCACACUACCAUAUUUUUUAAUGAAUAAAUUGGAUGUUGAAGUUGAUCCUGAUGUACUUUUAGCAAAUUGUCAUGCUAACAUUCAAGGAAUAGUUGAUGUCUGGCGUAUCAAUAACACUGACGAUUAUGAUAAAUUAAAUGAAAAUAUCGACACUUCAAAAGCAAUUGAAUCCACAUCAAUUUUAAUAAAAUCAGUAAAAGAUUACUCGAUGAUAAAACAAGAUAUUUCUAACGAAUCUCUUUCGAUGCUUAGAGUUGCCACUUUAGAAGUUCUUGAAAUGAUAGACGAUCUUGAGACUUCUCUCAAAAAUAAUAACAAUAACAAUAACAGAUCGUUGGCUAGACAACAAGAAAUUAUACAAAGAUACAUUCAAACAGUAGAAGAUUACCUACUAUUCGAUAAAGAUAUUCAUUUAAAUACAGCAUCAUACUUGAAAAGAUUUUCUUUAACUGACACCAGAAGAGACAGUGGUAUUUCAUUAUCGACUCCUCCAUUAACUCCCACAUAUAGGAUUGACGAUUCUUGGUUAGAUUCUGAAAAUUUCGGCGAUGAUAAAUUAGCUAGAUAUCACGCUUUUUUGGAAGCAUUUGUACCAUCAAAAUUAAAACAAUCACCUAAUUAUAAACCAAUCCCAGAUCCAAGAAUUGAUAAAUCUGAAUUUUUGAAAUCAUUAUCUGAUGGCAGAUUAUUAUGUAAUAUUUAUAAUACGAUCGUUAAAUAUUCUAAACAACCCUUUGGAUUUAUUGAUAAAAUUCAUGAAGAUACAUCAAGAACAUAUCGUGUCAUAGAAAAUCUAAACUUUUUUGCAACUGCUGUAAAAUUACGAUUCGAUGUGAAAUUUGAAGAAUUCGAUGUAAAAGAAAUCAAAAAUUUAACAGAAAUCGGUGAAAUUCAUUUGGAAAAAGCUUUGGAAUUAUUUUGUGAAAAAGCAAUGAAUGAAUCAAUAUCGACCGGAUCACAUCAUAAUCGAACAAAUUUAUCAGGAUCUUCUUCUUCAUCACCUAUUCGGCAAGAAACAAAUGAUUCUAAAUUAUCCAAAGAAAAUCAAGAUUUAGCAACAGAAAUUACCCAAGAAAUUCAACCAGAACCUUUUUUGAAUACUAGUUUAUGUGCUGACUAA